Symbiodinium sp. CCMP2456 is the source of this 228-nucleotide messenger RNA. Lineage: Eukaryota; Dinophyceae; Suessiales; Symbiodiniaceae. The record is from the annotation of a GenBank genome assembly.
GAGCUCAAGGCUUUUCUGCAAGUCCGCGCGGUGCGCAUCCCUGCUUGGGUCACAGAGAAGAGCGAUCUUCUGUCCCUGGUGAAGGACUCCGCACAUCUUCCCAUUCGACCUCCCGAGGCGCGGAAGGAGAAGGAGGAGGCCAAGAAGAAGGAAGAAGAGACGACUGCACAGCAGAAGACCGUGGAGGAGGAGAAGCAGCCGGAGCAAACUCCAGACUCGACGAACAAG